GAAAGCUUUAACUGUAGGAGCUGAUCUAUGUUUUACUACACAAAUGUGAAUGUGUAGAUAUAGAUGACAGGCGUGGUAAUGUAAACUAAAAGAUUGUUUUAUCCUCAGCCGUUACGUGACACCUCUACACGUGUAGCCUUUAUGUGCCAGGUGAGGAUCAAAUUACAAGAGUGUCUCAGCGGGCCCGCCCCAAGCCGGCUAUUCACCAAGGAAUGAAAAAGGAAAGAAAGGAAAACCUCGUAAGUCUUUUGGAAUCCAGAGGCCAGAACGGAAGAAGAUUUACUUUCUCAAUGGAUUCUCCGACCACAUCAGGGAAGGUUUACCUCCAACCACACAAAGCUGGAAAAAAAUGGAAGCCUGUGUGGUUGUCUCUGUUUCCCUCCAGCAGUGAUGGCGGGGGUCGACUGGAAAUCCAGGAUAUGGGAGGUGAUCAUGUGACUGGGGCCAGGAGACACUACCAGCCUCAUGUGGAGAAGAAGCUGAAGGUGGUCCCACUGUCUGAGCUGAUCAGUGUCCUCAGACUCCCCCCAAACGCAGAGGCCUGCCCCAUGGAGAACAUGUCAGCAUUUUGCGUGGAGGCCCGGCUCAGAACGAUGGUGUUUGCUGCACUCAAAGAGGACUGCGUUGACUGGGUGGAAAAACUGAGUCGCAGCACGUUUCAGGAGAGGGAGAAAUGUUGUUCUCGAAGCGUUGGCUCAGACUCCAGUCAGCUUCAAAUGGAGGAGAACCAGAUUUAUGCCUCAGUAGAUGAAGCCUUACAGUUCUUGGUGACGGUCCAAAGGGCCGAGGCAGCGACCCGCUGCGGCCUGAAGGGGUCGUAUUGGCUGCAGGUGGGUCGAGAGGCGCUGCUGCUGAAAGAAACUCAGAAGAAGGACAUUGUUAAAGAAUGGCCGUACAAACUGCUGAGACGUUAUGGAAAAGAUAAGCUGGCCUUCACCAUUGAAGCAGGUAGACGCUGUGAUUCUGGUCCUGGGACAUUUACCUUCGAGACACCGCAGGCUGAGCAGAUUUUCUCCUCGAUUCGGGCUACCAUCAACCAUCAAUCUACUCCUACUUUAGGCAACCCAAACCAAGAAGGCGAAAAAGUCAUGGCAGCAAAAAUACAGGCCCAUUCCCCUCUCCCCAAAAUACCAGAUGCGACCAGCUUGGUCGCCAUUCUGGAGAACAAACUGAGGAUAAAGGGGAGCGCAUCUGCUGCUUUACAAGAGAGUGCACAUGGUUCAGAAGAUUUGGCUGGUUCGUCAGAGAGUGUGUCAGUGCAGCCAGCUCCCAUCACCCUCAUGCCUCUUCCACUGGUCCCCACACACGGCAGCCGCAGUGGAGGUCACCUCGGUGGCCAAUCAGAAGCUGUGUAUGCUGUUCCAGCUGAUUGCAUUCAAUCGGUAACAAAAGCCAAACCUGGCAUUGCUGUGUAUGUCGAUCCUGCCCGUGUUCUCCCGCUCAAACCGCCCAGCUCCAGAGAAGCCAUCCCUCCCAGCACUAACACCUUGGCUCCACCUCCCUGUGAUACCACGGACCACCCGGAUCCUGUUUACUCUGAAGUGUACGACAAGAUCAAAGUCCAGAAUGAACAGACUGAAAUUCAGAGAAAUGAAAAAAUUGAAUGUGUUGCAUCUGAUGAACCAAUUUAUACUGAGCCCACAGGCAAGAUAGAUGAAGUUAAUCAACAAAAGGAAUGCAAACCUGACCCAUUUGCCCACCUUUAUGCUCAAGUCUGCAAAACUCCACCAGCAUUUAGGCCAUCUUCACCUGCUAACACGGUGCCUUCCAGCUCUUCCUCCUCCACCUCGCUUUCUACCAGUAUGGCCACUGACCCAUCCCUUGAUGAUGUCAUCUAUGAAAACCUGGGCAUUAUUUAACUAAGUACACUUGGUGUAUGUUUGUACAGUGACUGCUUGAGACUGGGAGUUCAUUGAGAAACUCUAGGACUCCUCCCGCACGUGUAUAUCUGUAAACUAACUAGUAUUCCUCAUUUCCAAAGAUACAUAACACCUUAUGCAGGCUUUCUAACCCAUGUCUAAUCAUUGCACUGUAAUACCACUACUGGACUCAUGGUGUUAUGGAAGUAUAGCAUUCAGCCUCAAGCUUUUAAAAUUAUAAACUUGUAUUCAUCAGCCCCCAUUGACACAGUCAUUCACCUAAUUACAAUAUUCAAUUCAAUUCAUUUUAUUUUGUACAGCCCUGUACGGUGGGUGCGUCGUGCGGAUAAAGGGCUCGGAGCCAGGAUCGAGUAUUUACAACAAGUUUUAUUGUUUUCAGGAAACCGUGCCAGCGUCGGGCUCGCUCGUUGUCCCCGCUCUCUUCCUCCUCGCUCGUCCUCCCCUUACUCCUUAAAUGCAGAGGACCCACACACACACACACGCACACACACACACACAAUCACCCACAGCUGAUAAUUAUUAUUUCCACCUGGCCCUGUUCCCCGAGCCACUCCCCCUCUCUCCCCCCUGCAGCCGAGCUGAAACCACGCCCGCCACCACAUACCCCCACCGCCCGACUUAGGCCGGGGAGCCGUCCGGCCUAGCUUACUCCCCCCCCCCUCCCUCCAGAGGGCGGGAGAGGAAGUCCGCCACGACCAUCUGCGUCCCCGGCCUAUGGA
Messenger RNA from Pungitius pungitius (ninespine stickleback), 2599 nucleotides. RefSeq names its product docking protein 1a (gene dok1a). NCBI's taxonomy places the organism in Eukaryota, Metazoa, Chordata, Actinopteri, Perciformes, Gasterosteidae. The record is from RefSeq and is a predicted model, not a curated record. Gene Ontology annotation, cellular component: cytoplasm. The transcript is spliced from 7 exons. Gene Ontology annotation, biological process: cell surface receptor protein tyrosine kinase signaling pathway; positive regulation of MAPK cascade; Ras protein signal transduction. The coding region runs from base 213 to 1859 and encodes 548 amino acids.